Eimeria tenella is the source of this 735-nucleotide messenger RNA. RefSeq lists its product as uncharacterized. The transcript has 3 exons. The coding region runs from base 1 to 735 and encodes 244 amino acids. Lineage: Eukaryota; Apicomplexa; Conoidasida; Eucoccidiorida; Eimeriidae. The record is from RefSeq and is a predicted model, not a curated record.
AUGAACAACAACGCCAGCAGCAAGGGCAGUAGCAGCAAAGCGAAGGCCAUCGCUCACCGGCUUUGGUGCAUUCAACAGUCGCGCUCGUCUCUCACAAAUAGUCGCAUGCUGCCGGUACUUCCUUCUCUUGAUUCUGAACGCUGCAACGCUGCUAUACUCUCACGAGGGCCUUUCCACAAGCCUCAUGGAUCCUUUGGAUAUCUUGGGGGAUCCUCUGGGGACGGACAAGGGGCCUUCGAAGGCAUGCCAGCGAGCCGUGAUGGCCUCCAAGGGAACUCUCACGGCCCCCAGGGGAACUGCUGGCUGUUGUCUUUGGCGCGUUCACUGGGAGGAAGUGACGAUGCUUCUUCUUUUGCAGAGGCGCCUCCAGCGCAGGGACCUCUUCUCGAAGAUUUCAUAAAGAAAGGCUUGAGCACGGUCAACUUUUUGUGGGUCGCAGCGAAGGAGCGAGCAGGAGCCUCUUGGAGGCAAAAGGAGACCCCGAAAGGAGUCCCAAGUCGCUCUGUUGUUACCUUCGUCUUGGGAGGGCUCGCACCCAAAGAGCUGCAGGCAUUCACAGCUCUAAAUGCCGCGCAUGGGAAUUAUCAAGUAGGGGCCAACAGUGACGUACCAAGUUACGCUCAAAGCAGCUCCCAGAUGGGACCCUUCUUGGUUGGCAGCACAUGUCUCACUUCACCUACGAGCCUCGCUGCUCAGCUCUUCGGCGACCUCACAGGAGACCUACAGACUGCCUAG